Molecule: messenger RNA, 711 nt
Organism: Acanthosepion pharaonis
Lineage: Eukaryota; Metazoa; Mollusca; Cephalopoda; Sepiida; Sepiidae
Source: the annotation of a GenBank genome assembly
AUGCGUUCAACCGUUUCUUCUUCUUCUUCUUCUUCUUCUUCUUCUUCUUCUUCUUCUUCUCAUCCCCCUCCUCCUUCUUCUUCUUUUUCUUCUUUUCAUCCUCCUCCUUCUUCUAUUUCUUAUUAUUAUUAUUAUUUUUCUUCUUCUUCUUCUUCUUCUUCUUCUUCUUCAGGACAUCCACCUGUCGUUCUGCCUGUUGCUCGUCUGGUCCUGGAUAGAAUACUUUACAUCAGAGAAGAACAUCAGCAUCCCGGCAGGACCGUGCUUGAGGUCGUUCAGCAAAGCCGCCGCUUUGACUUACCUCGAUUGCUUGGAGGCAUUCGUGAUGAGCAUGCGGUGAGACUUGCGGUAGAAGGAGUAACCAAUGUCCUUCUUGAUCGUUCGGCAGAUCGUCGACUUGUGACAGCCCAUGUCAGCAGCGAUCUUGGCGUAGCUUUUGCUUCCAUCAUUGUCGACUGUCGCCUUGACGGUGGCGUGGCACACGUCGGUCCUAAUGGCCGAACAAUGUUACAGGGCUUUUCGUUUGGUAGUAAACUCGUCCUUGUUCUCAUACGCCUUCCACUUCCUCCAAAUGCCCAUGAUCAUGGUCCUCUUGAACCCAAACCAGGCCAUCACUUCCGCAGGCUUCUUCCCGACGCGAAAAGAUCUACUACCACUGCUUUGCGCUCAUAUUCCAUACUGGAAAAUGUUAGAGAGAAAAACGUUAGUUAG